Molecule: messenger RNA, 1911 nt
Organism: Tachysurus vachellii
Lineage: Eukaryota; Metazoa; Chordata; Actinopteri; Siluriformes; Bagridae
Gene: serpine1
Product: serpin peptidase inhibitor, clade E (nexin, plasminogen activator inhibitor type 1), member 1
Exons: 9
Coding region: 115-1290 (391 amino acids)
Biological process (GO): negative regulation of plasminogen activation; negative regulation of vascular wound healing; negative regulation of endopeptidase activity
Molecular function (GO): serine-type endopeptidase inhibitor activity
Source: RefSeq, a predicted model, not a curated record
GAGUUCUGAGUCCUUUAAAUACAAGAGAAAUUUGCUGAGACUCAACUCAUGCCAGACAGGCACAUCUAGAAGACUUUGAAAUUGUUGGAAGAGCCUACAAAACCUACUAUCAGGAUGCAGGGACCGUGUUUACUGAUGAUCCUCACCUUUUGUGGGUCAACUCUGGGAAACCAUCUGCUGGAGCAGCAGACAGAUUUUGGGCUACGUGUGUUUUCAGAAGCUGCCCAAUCCCAUCCACAUCAAAAUCUCAUUCUGUCUCCCUAUGGCAUAUCUUCACUGCUGGGGAUGGCUCAGGUGGGAGCCCAAGGUUCCACUUUGCAGACUCUCAAACAACACAUGGGCUACUCUCUGCAAGAUCGUGGAAUGUCACGCAAACAGAGGCUUCUUCAGAGAGACCUGGCGAGUGAAGAGGGAGUGGAAGUGGCAAGUGCUGUAAUUGUGGACAGGAAGGUAAUCUUGGAGAAGGUCUUCCGACGUAGCAUGUCAAAGGCAUUUCAGAGUGUACCGCACCAGGUUGACUUCAGUCAUCUGGACAGUGCCCUGAAAGUCAUCAACUCCUGGAUGUCAGACAACACCGGAGGCAUGAUCCCAAAUUUCCUACAAUCUGGAGUGCUGAGUGACCAGACACGUUUGGUGCUGUUGAACGCUCUCCACUUCCAUGGGCUUUGGAAGAACCCUUUUGACCCUAGGCUGACUGCAGAAGGGACCUUCCACACAGCUAAUGGCAGUGAAGUGUCUGUGCCGAUGAUGAGAUCAACACAGAAGUUCAACUAUGGUGAGUUUGUUUCAAAGGAAGGCAUUGAAUAUGAUGUUAUUGAGGUACCAUAUGAUGGGGACUCGCUGAGCAUGCUCAUCAUAUCACCAUUUGAGAGGGAUGUACCACUUUCUGCCCUAACUAAAGAGCUGAGCAACAACAAAAUUCAGGAUUGGAGAGAUCAGUUGAGGAAGGUUACUCGAGAUCUGGUGAUUCCCAGGUUUACCUUAGAUGCAGAAGUUGAUCUGAAGUCAGCACUGAGCAGACUGGGUCUUGGGGAGAUCUUCAGUAAAACCGCAGAUUUCUCCCGCAUUACUUCUGAAGAGCCUUUGUAUGUAUCGAAGAUUUUACAGAGAGUAAAGUUUGAGGUGAAUGAAGAGGGAACCAAAGGAUCUUCUGCUGGAGGUGUCAUCAUCUACGCUCGCAUGGCGAUAGCAGAACAUCUUUUAAACCGUCCAUUCCUCUUUCUCAUACAGCACAAGCCAACAGGUGCUGUGCUGUUCAUAGGUCAAGUGAAUCAACCUCAGAAUCAUUAGCAAUCCCAGAAGCACUAAGUCCAAGAUCACUGUCACUGUCUCCAAACAAAUGACUACUGAGUAAGCAGGAUUGGUAACAAUAUAAAGAGUCAAUAAUAUAAAAUUCUGCCAGGAAACCCCACUAUAAAGUGUUUUAAACAAAAACCUAAAACAAAUUGGUCAAUAAGUUUGACAAAUUAUUUCUAAAUUUAGGUAUUUUUUUAACUGGAAAUGUAAGUCUUGUGUGUGAUGGAAGACUUUGUCAAUGAAGGAAAACACAAGUCUAGAUAAAUACACAGUAAAUGUUAGUGUUGUUAUAUGUUUAUAUGGGCACUUUCAAAAACAGACAGAUUUUUAAGGUUUUUAUAAAGCCAUUGUCCCUAUAAUUUAAAAAAGAAAACAGUAUUCUAAAACAAUAUUUUUAACCUGGAGUCUAUUUUUUUUUACUUUUGCAAGAAAAUAUUAUAAUAAUGUGUGCAAAUGUUUACUUUACAUAUUAUAUUCAGUGCAAAGUUGUAUUUUUUUAAAGAUCGUAUUUAUUUCUUUGUGAAGAUUUUUAUACUUUCAUUUGUGUGAAGAUGGCAUAUUUGUACAUGGAGUGUACUAAACUAUAAUAAACAUACUUUAUAAUGAAAAAAUAAA